GGCCGGACUGGGCGGUGUCAGCGGAGGCCCUCGCCAGGCGCGGCCGCCGCGCGAGACCCGGGCAGCCGCGGCGCCGACGGGAGCGGCAGCGGGAGGCCCGCCAUGGAGACCCGCUACAACCUGAAGAGCCCGGCUGUUAAGCGAUUGAUGAAAGAAGCAGCGGAAUUGAAAGAUCCAACAGAUCAUUACCACGCUCAGCCUCUGGAGGAUAACCUUUUUGAAUGGCACUUCACAGUUAGAGGGCCCCCAGAUUCCGAUUUUGAUGGAGGAGUUUAUCAUGGACGAAUAGUGCUCCCACCUGAGUACCCUAUGAAACCACCAAGCAUUAUUCUGCUAACGGCUAAUGGACGAUUUGAAGUAGGCAAGAAGAUCUGCCUGAGCAUCUCAGGGCAUCAUCCUGAAACCUGGCAGCCUUCGUGGAGCAUAAGGACAGCAUUGCUGGCCAUCAUUGGUUUUAUGCCAACUAAAGGAGAGGGAGCCAUAGGUUCUCUAGAUUACACACCCGAGGAGAGAAGAGCGCUUGCCAAAAAAUCACAAGAUUUCUGUUGUGAAGGCUGUGGCUCUGCCAUGAAGGAUGUCCUGUUGCCUUUAAACUCUGGAAGUGAUUCAAGCCAGGCUGACCAAGAAGCCAAAGAACUGGCGAGACAAAUUAGUUUUAAGGCCGAAGUGAAUUCAUCUGGAAAGACUAUCGCUGAAUCAGAUGUAAACCACUCUUUUUCACUAAAUGAGUCACAAGACGAUUUACCUACAGCAUUCCAGGGUGCUACAGCCGGCACAUCGUAUGGAGCCCAGAAUCCAUCUGGAGCACCCUUGCCACAACCUACCCAACCGGCUCCUAAGAAUACCUCCAUGAGCCCUCGACAGCGCCGGGCCCAGCAGCAGAGUCAGAGAAGGUCUUCUACUUCCCCCGACAUGAUCCAAGGCCAGCCACCUAGAGCCAACCAUACUGAGCACGGCGGGUCUGCCAUGCUCAUCGUCAUCCUGACUUUGGCAUUGGCAGCUCUUAUAUUCCGACGGAUAUAUCUGGCCAAUGAGUACAUAUUUGACUUUGAGUUAUAAUGCUGGUUUGUGACUUAAGAGCUGAGACUCAGUUGCUUCAUUAAACAUUCUGCAUUGGGUAUAACCUAA
Messenger RNA from Peromyscus eremicus (cactus mouse), 1128 nucleotides. RefSeq names its product ubiquitin conjugating enzyme E2 J1 (gene Ube2j1). Bases 103 to 1059 code for a protein of 318 amino acids. The transcript has 8 exons. Lineage: Eukaryota; Metazoa; Chordata; Mammalia; Rodentia; Cricetidae. The record is from RefSeq and is a predicted model, not a curated record.